AUGGACCAUAUUCCCCGUGUGUCAAAAGUUCUUUAUGCUGGACUGUGUUGGAAGAUCGGCACCCCGACAGAAGUGGGGUUCAGGAGGGACGUCAGGGACAUAUUUGAGAUGAUCAGGGAACCUUUUUAUAAGUGUAGAAAUUCGGCGCUUAUGGAGAGCGGUAGCUGGAGGGAGGGUUUUCGAUUUGAUUCAUCCGACAGAGAUUGUAUGUACUGGUUUUGUAACUACAAACUAAUAACAGACAUUUGUCAAUCCCAUGUAUGCAAUGAAUCAACAAAAGAUGUUAUUUUAAUGGAGGAUUCUGACACACCGCCAGGAUUUGUCAAACUACGCCUUCUUACACCCCCGAGACAGCACAUGUAUUUUACGAUACCAUGUCUUCGUCCAAUUAAUGACGGCAAUUAUAUAUCUAGUUUUCUAUGGAGUAAAAGAUCUAUUCCGUUAUUUGCAAAUAGUAGACAAUACCGAGGAGCGAAUAUGGACGCCCAUGGUCCUUGUGUUAGUGGUAACAUAGGAUCUAUUGAAUUCGACUUUGCUCUUUCUUUUGCAUCAUUAUGUUGGCCAAAGUUAUUGAGAGUUUGGGUAGACAGAUGCCGAAGUCAUGCGUGGCCACCUGCACCAGUGUUGGAAACAAUUCUAAAAAAUGGUUAUCAUUGUGUGCCUGUGGGAAGUAAAAUUGAAUCGACUUCUAACGAUCUGGAAUGGAGAUUAUCGUUUUCUCAAGCCGAAAAACACAUAGUGUUUACCAUGAAUCAUACACAAUUUCUGUGUUACGGACUUCUGAAAAUAUUUUUGACGGAAGUUCUCAAUCAGAGAGAGGAACCCAAAUUACUGUGUUCAUAUUUCAUGAAGACCACAAUGUUUUGGAUAAUACAAUUAGGAAACUUCCGAUGGUGCCCAAACAAUUUACUUGAUUGUUUCUGGAAGUGUUUUAAAUAUCUCAUUCAAUGUGUUUAUCGUGGAGUGUUUCCCAAUUUCUUUAUUCCACAGAACAACAUGUUCAUAAACAAAGUAAUCGGUGAGGCACGUGAAUAUCUUUUAGAACAUCUUUUCCAGUAUUACAGAAUGGGCGUGUCCUGUCUGCUGCUUAGUCCUACUCUCAGAUCAAUCCUAGAACCAGCCCUCAGUAACCCCCUCUUCGAAGGAAGAUCUAUAAAUAUUGUCGAUGGAGAUAUUUCAGGAAUGAUUGAGAUAUUUCAAAUACCGCUUCCUGUCGGAUGUAUAUCAGAUUCUUAUCUGUUCUUGAAAUCCAUUGAAAAGGUGUCAAAGUUAUGGAUCUCACCCUUCCAAAUAUUAACAAUACAGUUUUGUACAGCUGAAACUCUCGUUAAUUUAGCACGGGUAAUGGAAAAGAACGCUCCUUUAAGUUUCACACGUAAAAGUUUGUAUAACUUUGACAGAGUGAUUUGUAAUACACUGAAACUGGCAUCAAGAUUAGGUCCCGUGUCUACUUUACUUUUUCUAGCAUUGUAUUACUUCAGAACAGAAAGAUACGGUAUGACAUUAAGAAUCACUUAUCUCGCUAAACAAAGACUGUCUCAUCCCUAUGUCAUAUGUGAUCAAAUAACAGAUACACGGGUUUAUAGCGCAGCUCUGUGCAACCUCUCUUUGUUUAGAAAGAUGAAUAAAGCCUGGGCAAACACUAUACAUUUAGAAAAUGAUGAUUUCUAUCUUGAAGAAUUAUGUUUAGAACAAGAUGCCAGUGAACAAAAUGGUGAGAUUCUUUUACAUUUAUCGCCGUAUCUCCUAGUAGACAUGCUGUUAGUGUUACCACACUAUAGACUGGGUCAUAUAUCUCGGUAUUUACAGACACUGACAGACCUACAGACAAAGCUGGUUCAAGAUGAUCGGAGAUAUGUUCCUGUCCAUUUCAGAGACAUAUCCUGGCAGAUCCUUGGUAUCUGUCAGCAUAUUGUCGGAGACUUACACGGGGCCUUAAGGUCCUACCAAGAGUCGCUUAGGCAUGAAGCUUUUCACAGAAUACGAGAGGCCACAGAUAUAAGAAUAAGACGUGUGAAACAACAACUGUAUAGAAAUAUUAAUUCAGAAGCCUAG
Saccostrea cuccullata (small rock oyster) is the source of this 2055-nucleotide messenger RNA. RefSeq lists its product as uncharacterized. Bases 1 to 2055 code for a protein of 684 amino acids. Lineage: Eukaryota; Metazoa; Mollusca; Bivalvia; Ostreida; Ostreidae. The transcript has a single exon. The record is from RefSeq and is a predicted model, not a curated record.